AUGCCCAUGAAACCCCGAUUGCCAUCCGCGGCUUCCAACGUAAGGCCCAUCUCCAAAGAGCUGCUUGGUCCUGCCCAGAAAGAAGAUGACUCGUGCCCCCUACUAGAUGUCUUUGAUCAUCCAGAGUUUUCGGACUUCUUCAUGGAGAGUUUUGCUCAUGUGGCUGAUCCGUCGUCCACCCUUGAUCCAUUGGAAAUGUGGCAGCCUCAAGAUGAAACGUGGGAAUCCAGCUUUGACUACAAAGAAACUGCGACCACGAAGCCCGAUGCUUUGGAAAGUAGCAAGAGAGUGCCGUGUCCUGUCUCAGCGCCACCACCUCUCAUGGACCUUGUUAGCCAAUCAGACCUUGCUACCGUCCCGCAUACUGUCUCUCCCACUCUUACUUCUUGUCAUGUCAAUUAUUCUUCGAUUGGGCACCCCAACUAUGAACAAACAAGCCCACGGGUCUCUCCGGUAGGGUUCCAAAGCGCUAUCCAGUUGGAUGAUUUGUAUACAUCUCCCCUUCACAAUGCCUUGAGACAUGGUACCAGCCUGCCAAUUGUGAAAGCCAUUGUCCAAGCGAGCGCCUCUCUACUGACACAAAAGGAUGGCCCAGAAGGCUUGACACCGCUCAUUUUGUCGUUGAAUGCAAGACCCCAAGAUUCAGAAACCCACUGUUUUCUGCUACAGGCACUACCAAAUUCAGCCGCCAUUGCCUCGGGUGCAAACCUAGACUUGCCACUUCACAUGGCAUGUCAAGGCUUUGUGAGCAUGGAUGUGGUAUUGGCCUUGAUUCAAGCCCAUCCUAUGGCACUGUAUCAGGCCAAUGUCCAUGGUUUGACUCCUUGGGAUAUUGUAACAAGACGACCCGAUUCCUUCCACAGCCGGGUGCUUUCUAAACUCUUGCGGGAAGCCAACAUGAGUCUCCAGCUUUCUCAAAGCAGAUCCCCUGCAGGUUUGCAGCAGAACUCCAGUGAAUCAAGUCUUCCCGAGUCUUCAGGGAAAUUGGGCUUCACAGCAGCUGUCCCAAUGUGGCUUUAA
Seminavis robusta is the source of this 1020-nucleotide messenger RNA. Lineage: Eukaryota; Bacillariophyta; Bacillariophyceae; Naviculales; Naviculaceae. The record is from the annotation of a GenBank genome assembly.